GCAACGAACUGUCCUAUGUUUUUGAAUUCCGUUAUUUAAAAAUCAGAAAAUUCAUGAAUUUUAGGUGUUUGAAAUUAGUGAAAAGAAUAAGUGCUUGUGUCGAAAGUUUUCCGGAUAGUGUUCGAUUUUCAUGCUUCGCGUCGUGUAUUCUACUCUGGUGAUUUUACUAAUUCCGAGAAUUCGUUUUACAUGAGCUUGGCCGGCGGUGUUUACGCGCUUCCGUGAUUUUAUUCAAAACGACCCGUAAAAUGGUUGGUGAAGAAUCAAAAAUACGCGUCGUGAUUCGGGUGCGGCCGAAUAACCGGCGUGAGUUGGAACAAAGUCAGCGUACGGUUGUGAAAGUGAUUGAUCAAGAGACCAUCCUAUUUGAUCCUGAUGAGGACGAGGAUGAAUUCUUCUUCCAAGGCGUCAAACAAAACCACAGGGACAUCACGAAGCGUACGAAUAAGAAAUUAAACAUGGAAUUCGACAGGAUUUACAGCGAGGAGGAUAAUAAUGAAACUAUAUUCGAAGAAUGCACGAAACCGUUGGUGACGUCUGUUAUGAAUGGAUAUAAUUGCUCGGUAUUUGUUUAUGGCGCAACAGGUGCAGGAAAAACAUUCACCAUGCUAGGAAGCGAUUACAGCCCCGGUCUUACGUUCCUUACAAUGCGGGAACUUUUCAAUCAAAUCAAUGCUCUUCGCGAUGAACGAAAAUUUGACAUUGGAAUUAGUUAUUUGGAGGUGUAUAAUGAACAAGUUAUGAACCUUUUGACAAAGACUGGACCCCUAAAACUAUGCGAAGAUUCCCAUGGCGUUGUUGUCAGUGGUUUGGUUUUAAAACCAAUAUUCAAUGCGGAAGAGCUCAUAAACCUGCUUACACUGGGAAAUAAGAAUCGAACACAACAUCCAACAGACGCAAAUGCAGAAAGUAGUCGUAGUCAUGCUGUAUUUCAAGUGCAUAUUCGAAUGACUGAAAAAAAGACUGGACAGAAGCGUACUGUUAAAUUAUCGAUGAUUGAUUUGGCUGGAAGCGAAAGGGCUGCGAGUACUAAAGGGAUCGGUGUCAGAUUCAAAGAAGGAGCUAGUAUCAAUAAGUCGCUUUUAGCCCUGGGAAAUUGUAUAAACAAGCUGGCAGAUGGUUCAAAACAUAUUCCUUACAGAGAUUCGAAUUUGACUCGAUUGUUGAAGGACAGUUUAGGGGGAAAUUGCCAAACAGUCAUGAUAGCAAAUGUGUCUCCAUCAUCGUUGACCUAUGAAGAUACAUAUAACACAUUGAAGUACGCCAGCCGAGCGAAGAAAAUUCGCAUUGUCCUCAAACAGAAUAUACUGCGCACCAACAUGCCCAAAGAUUACUUCAUUAAAAAGGCUACUGAUCUACAGCAUGAAAUUGAAAAACUGAAGAAUCUCAACAAACAGUUAGAAGAGAAACUGCAACAACAACAAACCGGUAGGCUAUUUUCAAACCUGAGGGAGGAAGACACUAAAGUUUUUUUUUCAGAUUCUAAACCAUUCGAUGAGAUGCUACUCAACUCGUGGUUCGAUAAGAUUGAUGCAUCGUAUUCAGCCCUUUUCAAGGUGCAGGAACCAAUUAUGAAUGCGCAAAGUAAAGAGAGAAUUCUGUACUACAGGGGAAAACUGAAGGAGUGCGCCGAAAGGGGGAUGGCUGAGCUCAGUUUGGAUGGAGUAACAGUAGACGAGGAAAUGAAACGCAUGGAUGCCUCCAUAGAUCGAUUCAGUAAACAGGCAGAAAAAAUGAGAGAGGAAUUGGUACGUUGGUCCAUAAGGCACACCGAUGCACAGAAUGCAAUUGAACGACUUCGUAAGGAAUGCCAGGAAUCAAAAUAUGCUGCCAUACUGAAACGCUAUUUGCGGGGCAAAGAUAGCGAACUUGAAGCAUUACGAGAAAAAAUUAUAUACGGACAUAUGAAAAAAAUCGUAAGAAUCUUCCGUGAUGAAACCAAGUAUUUACGGGAGACUCUCCAGCUUGCAUUACAAAUAAUUAAAGAAAGUUAUCCUCUGGUUCGAGAGCGGAAACUUGUUUCUUCACAAUUCCAAGAGAAAAUGGAAAAAUUGGUUCGUUUGAAUUAUGGUCAACGAGACAUUAAAUUCUCCAGUGAUGAAAGUGGGAGCGAUUUUGAAGAGAAGGAAGAUUGCUUCAAUAAAUGUCUAAACAGCCCGGACGUCCCUAUCAGAAACGGAAUAAAAAGGGGAAAUAGUGACGACGAGAAACAUGGGGAACACCAAAUGAACCGAAAAUUAUUUAAAGCGGACAAUAACAUUGGCGGCAGUGAAAAUGAUUUGCCUUCUUUUAAAAUCGAACCCCUAUAUGAAGCAGAAAACCUCAACGAGACGCAUGUCGUUGCCCCUGGGUCCAGGGAAAUGGGUGUGGAUGUGAAUAGUACAUUCCAGGUGCCGUCAUCAUCAUUGGCUCGAAAUAAAGAAAUAUAUAAAGGGAUCUUGAUGGAUCAAAAUGUCAAUGUGACUAACAAAGGUGUAUUGAGCAAGGCUUUGAUGAAAAGCCACGUAGGGCCACAAAAAAUUAUGAACAGAGUCGCAAUUGCCGUUAAUAAGGAGAAUAGUAAGAAAUUCAGCCCUAGCAAAGUAAAGAAAAGUCCAAGACCUGUUUCGCGAACAGUAACGAGCCGAGCUCUAGCGUCAGCGGCGAAUUUUAUCAACAGGCAACGUACAAAAAGCCAAACAAACAAUUUCAAUGAAAUUGACAACAAAGCGCCACACAUUCAUAGGACAGUAUCAAUGCGCAUGAAAAAACCCCCACCGCCGUUAGAUUAAAAACGGAAAACUAUUUUAUUAUUUUAAUUUAGUUACUAACUCUCUUACCAGUAAGCUUAAAAAUAUAUGAAAUCAUCAAUAUCAUUUUUUAUGUGCUUGUAUUCAGUUAAUAUGUUGGAAUAUUUAUUUAAAGCGUUUUUUAUAUUCUACUUUGCAUGUGCUUACUCUAAUUACUUAUAUGCAUAUAUUUUAUGAGUUUUUAUACUAAAAACAAAGUGGAACUUUCUCAAGCCAGUUUCUAUUGCAAUGCUGUGAACAUUCUCUCUUGAGUGGUUUAUGUAAAUAUACAGAGUUUUAUUAAUACUACGAACCUAUAUUUGGUAUACUUCGGAUUAACAAGCAAGCUUAUGAUAAUAAAUGCUUUGAUAGACGAUUGAACUUAUGUUUUGAAGAUCAUUAAAAGAUGAAUGAA
Molecule: messenger RNA, 3183 nt
Organism: Hermetia illucens (black soldier fly)
Lineage: Eukaryota; Metazoa; Arthropoda; Insecta; Diptera; Stratiomyidae
Gene: Klp67A
Product: kinesin-like protein KIF18A
Exons: 6
Coding region: 249-2771 (840 amino acids)
Biological process (GO): mitotic spindle organization; mitotic sister chromatid segregation; microtubule-based movement
Cellular component (GO): mitotic spindle astral microtubule; nucleus; kinesin complex
Molecular function (GO): ATP binding; ATP hydrolysis activity; microtubule binding
Source: RefSeq, a predicted model, not a curated record